UGCAGGAGAGAGUCCUGUGGCUCGGAGCUGGGUGUGGGAGCUAGUCCAAGUGCAGUUACAAUGUUCAGCAGGACCCCAGUGGCUCUAACCCUGCCUCUUCUGCUGAUUUCUGCAGCAGCUGUUCCCCCAACACAAAUUCAAAUCAGCCAAGAGCUGCCUCUGCGUCUCACUGGAGGGAUCCCUGCGUAUUCCUGCCCACUCUUCUGGACUGAAUUCAAUGGAUAUUGUUUCCGCUUCUUUCCCGAGACCAAGAGUUGGGCUGAAGCUGACCUUUACUGUGCGGAGUUUUCAAACGGAUUCAGAUCAGCUAAAUUAGCCUCAAUCCACAGCUGGGAAGAGAAUGUCUUUGUUUAUGACUUAGUUAACAGUCGUGUACCUGGAAUACCGACUGAUAUUUGGAUAGGUCUCCAUGAUCGCAGAAUGGAAGGGGAUUUUGAAUGGACUGAUGGGACAACGUAUGACUAUAAUUAUUGGGAUCGCAACCAACCUGAUGAUGGAACCCAGCUAACAGAGGAGGAGGAAGACUGCGGCCAGAUAUGGUUCCGGCAAAGCAGUGCUCUCCGAUCCUGGAAUGACAAUCGCUGCAGUCGGGAAUUUCCAUUUGUUUGUAAAAUUCCUUCCCUGGAGAACAAUUAAUUACCAGGAGUGCCUUGGGCUGUUUGGAUUUCAGUUUGAAGUGAAUUUCUCUAACAACAGCCUCGAAACUCAAACGUUCAAAAGCAACUGAGCAAAUCAACUUUCCAAAGUUCUCAUCAAAGUGCUACACCAUUUAGUGUCAAUAUUGACUUCUCUGAGUUAAAAGAGAAGGCCAUUGGCUCAUGUUGUGGCCCUUUUACUUUCAAUCUUCAAUUAAUCAUCGUCUUUUUGAUAUGUACCAUGAUCGCAUUGUGUAGAACAUUAAUAUUCCCAA
Molecule: messenger RNA, 910 nt
Organism: Hemiscyllium ocellatum (epaulette shark)
Lineage: Eukaryota; Metazoa; Chordata; Chondrichthyes; Orectolobiformes; Hemiscylliidae
Gene: clec19a
Product: C-type lectin domain containing 19A
Exons: 5
Coding region: 61-636 (191 amino acids)
Source: RefSeq, a predicted model, not a curated record